Molecule: messenger RNA, 219 nt
Organism: Penicillium bovifimosum
Lineage: Eukaryota; Fungi; Ascomycota; Eurotiomycetes; Eurotiales; Aspergillaceae
Exons: 2
Coding region: 1-219 (72 amino acids)
Source: RefSeq, a predicted model, not a curated record
AUGAGGCGUGCCUCAAGCGACUGGCGGUAUACCGUGGCCAACCCCGACGCCAAGACCACCGCAUUCGAAGAUCUUGACUUCGACGCCGAAGACGACACCGCCUUGCAACAGGCUGCUUCGCAAUAUCACGCGGAGGACUAUGGCCAAUUGGUCAUUGAUUACGCGCCGGUAUACACGUCUGGUCGUCACACGCAUUCUUCCACACCAUGUGGUGAUUGA